AUGUUCGACGAGACGAAAGUUCAGGCUCUACUCGAGUCUCAUCCAAGCGACAACGUGACAAAAGGCCCCAAAUAUUUGACGCGAUGCGCGCGCGUCUGGGACCCCAAACACCCUGCAAAAACAGGCCUCAUACCACCAUAUCACUGGAGGCACACUCCGAUCCUUCAAGCUCGCCUACUUUACAGGGACAUGCCGCCCGCCCCCCGUGGCGCUGGUUGCUCCCGUAUCAUUAAAUAUGAACCCCCACGAGGGUUCAUCGUCCCGAAAUUCUCCACGUAUGAUGGAUCCAACGAUCCCUUUGAUCACAUAAUGCAUUAUCGGCAGCUCAUGACCCUUGAUAUAGGGAAUGAUAUGCUGUUGUGCAAAGUUUUCCCAGCCAACCUACAAGGCCAGGCUCUUUCGUGGUUUCAUCGACUGCCCACGAACUCGAUUGACAAUUUUCGGGAUCUGUCCGAGGUCUUCGUAGGGCAGUACUUAUGCUCAGCCAGGCAUAAGCAAAAUAUCAGCACCUUGCAAAACAUCAAAAUGCAAGAAAAUGAAACUCUGAGAGAGUUCGUGAAGCGCUUCGGACAAGCUGUCCUACAAGUAGAAUCGUACAGCAUGGACGCGGUCCUCCAAAUUUUUAAGCGGAUCAUAUGCCUAAGGACCCCCUUCUUCGAGUCCCUAGCUAAAAAACCUCUUACAACCAUGGACGAUUUAUUCCGGCGUGUGAGUAAAUACUCCAUGCUAGAGAAUGACAUCCAUGCCGCUACACAGCAAGUCCUAGUAGUUGGCCAAGUCGCUAAAAGUGGAGCCACCAAAAGCUUCAAAGCACCCAACCAUCCUGGGUUGUCCGACAUGGGGCAAGAUGAGCAGCGCCCGCCACUCAUUCGAACACCUCUCACCAAGUCGUACGAAAAACUGCUUCCUAUAAUCCGCGAUCUGCCCGGCUUCAGAUGGCCAGUACCAAUAAGAUCGAACCCCUCAGAAAGGAACAGCAGCAAAAGAUGUGAUUACCAUAAAGAUCAUAGGCACACAACUGAAACGUGCAUAAGCCUCCAUUACAUGGUGGAGAAUCUCCUAAAGGCAAGACACUUGAAGCAGUAUGUCCGAACAGCGCCUAAAGGUGAAGGAUCUUCCCAUGAUCGAGGCCCACGUGCCCCAGCGGCUCCUAUUAGGGUAGUAAUCAACUACAUAUACGGAGGACCCUUGGAUGACGAGUACAACUCCAAAAGGAAAAGGCAGAGAUUGCUGCGAGCAGCCACGGUUCGGGAGCACGUAAGAUCUAUUCAGCCGGGAUUAGCCAGUGGGGGCAUCCACCCCAUAAAUGGAAUCAUUGUUUUCCCAGCUGUGGAUCCAUCCCGAGUGCUACAACCACAUCGAGAUGUUCUCAUCCUAAUAUUAGGGGUUGGAGACUUCGAUGUGAAAAGAAUCCUGGUCGACCCAGGUAGCUCCGCGAACCUGUUGCAGGUGGCGGUCAUCAAACAAAUGGGUUUCAUAUCCUCUAGCCUGGAGAAUCCUAGAAGAACCCUGUCCGGAUUCAAUGGUUCUUCCAUAACCUCACUUGGGGAUGCAAUACUGCCGGUUCAAGCCGGGCCAGUCAUCCUAAACGUUCUAUUUUCUGUGGUUGAGGAUUUAUCCCCUUUCAAUGCCAUCUUAGGACGCACGUGGUUGCACAGAAUAAAAGUCAUUCCAUCCACAUACCAUCAAAUGGUCAACUUCAUCACCCAAAAUGGGCAAAUUAAUCUUUACGGAAGCCAGCUCGCUGCCUGGCAAUGUUAUCAAAUCACUCGCGAGGCCGGACCCAGCGUCGACCGCGAGCACUCCCCCAAAGAAGCAAAUGCUUCUAACCAAUAG
Vitis riparia (riverbank grape) is the source of this 1836-nucleotide messenger RNA. RefSeq lists its product as uncharacterized. NCBI's taxonomy places the organism in Eukaryota, Viridiplantae, Streptophyta, Magnoliopsida, Vitales, Vitaceae. The record is from RefSeq and is a predicted model, not a curated record. The coding region runs from base 1 to 1836 and encodes 611 amino acids. The transcript has 2 exons.